AUGAGUCCAAAGCCGCAUGAUUUCCUGGUAACGCUGCGAAGAAAUUCUCCGCAAAUACCCUGGGGCAUUCGGCUGGUCGGUGGAACGGAUCUGAAUGCGCCGCUUAUUAUCACCCGGGUUCAGGUCAACAGUCCAGCACAGAGGGAACUGCUGCGAGGCGAUAUAAUCACAAAAAUUGACCAGUACGAUGCCCGUGACCUGACCCACAGCGACGCGCAGAACCUUUUCCGCAACGCAGGCAAUGAGAUCAAAAUUACUAUCCGUCGCGAUGACCAGAUUGCCCUGCACCAGAGUGCCCACCAGCCGAACGGUGUCGGCGCUCCGGCCCCAUACAGUCCAGCACUCAGCCCCAUUCCGCCACCGGCUCAACCGCAAGCACAGCAGAAACCGCAGCCACAUCUGAAUUUCCCACCGCCGGAUCCGACUCCGCUGUUGCCAAGGGUUGCAUCGCCACUUCCGCACGGACCUCACGCCUAUGCAGUUGCGCUGGAACAUCCGAUGGAAACUUUGCCUCACACCGUCUUCCCCAAGCUGGAUGCAAGCGGAGCCUAUCAGCUACCCAAGACUCCCUAUCCACCGGCGGCUCCAAACUACGACGAAGCCAACGAAGCGAUUACCAAUCAGCCAUAUCGUACGACACCACUAGUCCUACCCGGUGCCAAAGUACCGAAAAAGGAUGUUCUACCAACAGAAUCCUACCUCAGACACCAUCCAAAUCCAGCAAUGCGCGCACCACCAGCUCAUGACAUCGCAGACACGCUGAUGAAACAGAAGGUUGCAGAAACAAUGAUUCACCGAAUCAUAGGAGAAGAGCCUCCCAGCGGUCCAAAGGUUGUUCACAAACAAUUUAACUCACCGAUCGGACUGUACUCGGAUAGCAACAUCGAAAACACUCUCAGAAAUGCCGCCCCACAGCAGAACCAGGCCGUACCAUCGAAUGGAUACACAAACCGCCAUCUGCCCACCAAAAUCGAAGGCUACAAGAAAACCGUAGUCUUCGAUCCGAGCAAGAGCGAAACCUACCGUGCACUGCAGGAGGGAGCUGGUGAGGGACUUCAGGAGGUUACCACGCCCAUCCAGCCACGAACCUUUCAGCCGAACCGUUUAGUACCAGGAAAGAAACCAAACGCGAAUCAUCCAGCUCCUCAGCCCGAGUACGCUCAGCAGGUUAACUCGAUGGGAGAAUCGUACGAGAAGAUCCACCAGAGUGGAUCUUUCAGACGUCUGAUGUACCACGUACUGUCCGAAACUGACUACUGAAGCAAUUAUUGCACUGUGUAGCGUUGUUUUAGGUUUAAGCCAAAAACAGGAAAAGGAACCAAAGUUCAUUUACAUACUUCUUUGAGACAAGAAAGCGCUUUUAUGAACCAACAGAUACAACACUUGUUUGCACACGGUUAACCCCCUGCUAGCGAUGAGCAAUAGAUUUUGUAUAGUUUAGUAGAAAUAUCUAUAUAUUUUCAAAUGUCACAGUCGAACUAUUGUUGAAAAAUUUAUUACCGUAUUUUAAUUUUGGAAAUUUGCUCGUACCGAUGAUGUAAAUAAACUACUUCCACUUGUUGAUCAUUAGUAUGCGUUGAUGACAAAUUUAUAGUUUUUCAACGAUACCAGUAACGGAUAACGAAUGAUUCAUACAGUUUCAUCAAGUAACCUA
Molecule: messenger RNA, 1654 nt
Organism: Sabethes cyaneus
Lineage: Eukaryota; Metazoa; Arthropoda; Insecta; Diptera; Culicidae
Gene: Zasp66
Product: bromodomain-containing protein 4
Exons: 9
Coding region: 1-1260 (419 amino acids)
Biological process (GO): actin cytoskeleton organization; muscle structure development
Cellular component (GO): Z disc; stress fiber; filamentous actin
Molecular function (GO): muscle alpha-actinin binding; actin binding
Source: RefSeq, a predicted model, not a curated record